GACCGCUGCGAGCUGCUGUCAUGGCGGCCGCUCAGUGGGGCUUCUUCUCGGUCCAGCUGCUGCUGCUGCUGCUAGCAGGGAAAGCCCGGAGCUCGGAGGUCCCCGGGGCCUCUGCCGAGGGGUCCGCAGGGGUUGGGGUCGGCAUAGGAGAUCGCUUCAAGAUUGAGGGGCGUGCGGUAGUUCCAGGAGUGAAGCCUCAGGACUGGAUCUCGGCGGCCCGAGUGCUGGUAGACGGAGAGGAGCAUGUCGGCUUCCUUAAGACAGAUGGGAGUUUUGUGGUUCAUGAUAUACCCUCUGGAUCUUAUGUAGUGGAAGUUAUAUCUCCUGCUUACAGGUUUGAUCCCAUCCGAGUGGAUAUUACUUCAAAAGGGAAAAUGAGAGCGAGAUACGUGAAUUAUAUCAAAACAUCAGAAGUGGUCAGAUUACCCUAUCCUCUCCAAAUGAAAUCUUCAGGUCCACCUUCUUAUUUUAUUAAAAGGGAAUCAUGGGGCUGGACAGACUUUCUGAUGAACCCAAUGGUUAUGAUGAUGGUUCUUCCAUUGUUGAUAUUUGUACUUCUGCCCAAAGUGGUCAACACAAGUGAUCCUGACAUGAGACGGGAGAUGGAGCAAUCAAUGAAUAUGCUGAAUUCCAACCACGAAUUGCCUGAUGUUUCUGAGUUCAUGACAAGACUCUUCUCUUCAAAGUCAUCUGGUUACUAAAUCAGCAAAAAGACAACAGCAAAAAAGACUGGUUCCAAACUCUUAUUUUCCCUUUUGUAAUAGGUGCCAUUGUUCACUUUGAAAUGAGGUACGUAGGUUUUCUUUUGAAGAAAUAAGUUCCAAUGCAGGACAUUUGUAUCAUAUAAAGGAAGAACUAUAUCUCUGUAACACUAUAUCUUUGGUAACGCUAAAAUUACCAAACUGGUUACUUUACAAGUGAUUAAGGUGGGAAAACUGGUUAAUGUGAGAACUGGAUCUUUUAAAAUAGAGUAAUUUAUUGAAAAUAAAAUAUUAGAACGGCAAUUAAAUGAAAGUUAUAAUUUAAAGGAGACAAUAUGUAUAAUAAGAGUCAUAGUUGUAUAUCCAGAAAUCAUGAAAAAUUUCAAAAUCUGGAUUGUCAAAAUUUGUAUAUGAAAUACCUAAUGAAAAAGAAGUUAGAAAGCACUGCCAAGAAAAUUACCAUUUCAAGUGUUAAGAAACUAUGUGUGGUUAUUUUACAUAGAUUCUAACACCAUCUGAAUGUAAUAUAUUUAUAUAUCCCUUAUAUUGCAGAAUGCUAUUACAUCACUUGCAUAUUGCAAAUUUUACCUUUGCAUAGAACCUUCAUCAAAUGCUUAAUGUGCUUACAGGUGCAGAAAUGAUUGUAUAUUAUUAGAAAAUAGGGGUUUAGUGCAAAGAGUCCUGGUUUGCCUGCUAAAUAAAUUGCUUUGUGACUUUGGGCAAGUCACUUUCCCUCUUUGCACCAUGUCUUGUUCAUUGUAUUUCCAGCACUGAGCAUGUAGA
Molecule: messenger RNA, 1484 nt
Organism: Molossus molossus (Pallas's mastiff bat)
Lineage: Eukaryota; Metazoa; Chordata; Mammalia; Chiroptera; Molossidae
Gene: EMC7
Product: ER membrane protein complex subunit 7
Exons: 6
Coding region: 21-701 (226 amino acids)
Cellular component (GO): EMC complex
Molecular function (GO): carbohydrate binding
Source: RefSeq, a predicted model, not a curated record